Colius striatus (speckled mousebird) is the source of this 1370-nucleotide messenger RNA. RefSeq names its product coiled-coil domain containing 112 (gene CCDC112). The record is from RefSeq and is a predicted model, not a curated record. Lineage: Eukaryota; Metazoa; Chordata; Aves; Coliiformes; Coliidae.
CCGAGCUGCCGGCAACAUGGCUGCUCGGCCGAUGGGAGCGGCUGGGCAGCAGCAGGAUAGCUGGUUUGGUACUGCACAUGCUGGCCAGCAAUUUCAGAAUGGGAAGAGGAAAGCUGAACAAGCUAAGAAAGAUGAAUUCAUCAAAACCACAGAAAAACUAAAAACUCAGCUUUUAAAUAUAGAAAAAGAGAAAAAUGGACAUCUUUACAAUAAGAAGAGUGAUUUCAGGGUAGAAUAUGGCGCACUAGAGAAAAUGGAACAUAGCAUGACAGUCAGCAGGAAAACUGAAAAAGCUAAAAUCUGGCAGCAGCUGUCAAAAAUACAAAAUAAUGUGGAGAGACUUCAGCAACAAUUAACAAUUGUGAAGCCUACACCAGAAUUUGUUGACAAGCUCAAGGAAAUUAUGGAAGAAGUUGAGAAUGCAAUCAAUGCUUUUAAAGUGGAACAGAGGCAAAUAUAUGAACAGCUUUUGAAGGAGAAAAAAACUGCCACCGAUGAGCUCAGUGUUUUUGAGAGAAAAGUGGAACUGUGGAUGGUAGGCAGCUCAAAACCAGAGAGAGUUUUGACAUUAUCAUCAGCCAGGGCCUCAGCUGAUAAAACACUGGAAAAUCAUCUACCUGAAGAAGUAGUAGAGUUCAAAAGAUUUCUUUGGCGAACAGGAGGGUGGCAAGGAGGCUGGGAUGAUUACAAUCAUCAGAACUUUCUCAAAAUACGGACAAAACACAAAGGAAGGUUAUCUUACGUGAGCGAAGCCCAGGAGUAUCUCUAUGGAAGAACAAAGGAAGAUAUUGAACAGCACGAAAAAUGGUAUCAAGAAUUUCUAACUUUACACAAAAGAAAGAAAGAGUCAAUUAAGAGGUGGAAAGAAAAGCAGCAACAAGCUAAAAAAGCAAGUUUGAAGGAGAAGGACAAAUCAGGAGAAAAGCUCAAAGAAGAAUGGCUACACCAUGAAGAAGCUCACAAGCAAAAAGAGGAAGAAAAAAGAAAAAGAAAACAAGCAGCAAUUGGAGCAGGGAGGAAACAGAAAGCAGUAACAUUUGUGAUGAAACAAGCAUCUAAAACAGACCAGAAGGAGAAAAAGCAAGAAAAAGAACACCAGCGCCAAUGCCAGAUGAAGUUACGGUUGGAGAAAUACACUUCACAGAAAAAAGAAAAGGGGGAACUUGAAAAGCUUGGAAAGGAGAAGAGAGAGGAAGCUGAAAAGGAGGAAAGGAAGAGAAUUGCUGCAGAAGAAAUUACUAAGUUGCAUGGGAUCUGUAUAAACUGGAGCUAAGGAUCUACAGAAACAAGCUAAAGAAGCUGAGAAACAAGAAAAAGAAAAAAGGCUGGCAAAGUUAAGAGAGAAAGUGCCUCAUUUUUUUGGUUUGUUU